CAGCUUGUCUAGUGAGAAGCAAGGUAAGGAGACCAGGAACACGGUUAUUUGCAAACGCAAAUCUUCUGGUAUGUUCUUCUUUCUCAUGCUUCUGCCAUUCAGGCAUAAUUAAAUCAUGUGAUGCUUGUACAUUGUUGGUCUUAACCAACUUCUAAGGCUAUCUCGUUAUUAAGUGCACGCUAGAAAAUUUUGGCAACCACAACCACAACUGGCUCAUUCUGCCCUAAGAAGAUCUACCACGUGACUCUGUCGGUGGGGACUUUGGCUCGAUUUUGAUUGGGCAGUUCGCCACACUUUCUAGGCUUCGCCCACAAAGACAAUUUACAUUUUGGGCCUACACCACCUCAACACCACCGACUUCACUUCCUCUUUUCACCCAACCCCAAGUCAACCAGCCAGGAGAGUCACAAUGUCGGCGAAGCCCACGAGCAAGACAUUCGGAAAGUCGACCCGAGAGGUUCCUGCCUCUUCGGAGAAGGCUAAGAAGUGGUACCCCGCUGACGACGAUGCCGAGAACAAGAAGGUCCGCAAGGCUGUCCGAUCUUGGGCCCCUCGCAAGUCCCUCCAGCCCGGCACUGUCCUCAUCCUCCUCGCUGGCCGCUUCCGUGGCAAGCGUGUCAUUCUCCUGAAGUCCCUCGACCAGGGUGUCCUCCUCGUCACCGGCCCCUUCAAGAUCAACGGUGUUCCUCUGCGACGAGUUAACUCCCGAUACGUCAUCGCUACCUCUUACAAGGUCGACAUCUCCGGUCUCGACGAGAAGAAGAUCGAGGAGGUUUCUCAGCCCAAGUACUUCACCGCUGAGAAGGCCAAGGAGAAGGCUGGUGAGGAGGCUUUCUUCAAGCAGGGAGAGAAGCCCCAGAAGAAGGAGGUCAACAGCAGCCGUGCCGCCGACCAGAAGGCCAUCGACAAGGCUCUGAUUGCCAACAUCAAGAAGGUUGACAUGCUGGCUUCUUACCUCUCCAGCUCUUUCAGCUUGAGGAAGGGUGACAAGCCCCACGAGAUGGCCUGGUAAAUGUGCAAUCUUGUGCCGGGGUGAUGGGAGUACCGGGGUUGCGACACAACGGGUUGUAGAACGGCAAGGGUCUCCGAAAUGGGCUGGUUUGGCCAAUUGCAUUUGGAAGUCGACGGCAUCGGUCCUAUUUUGGCGUCUGUAAUCAGGUUUUACAGUCAAAAAAACAAACGAGCAUACAAAAUUCUAGAGGCUUCCGGUCAGAGGCCGAUGAUGAUGAACUUCACUCGGAUAUCCCAUCUCCUGAGUUAUAAAAACAACUGGUGUGAGCGAUCUUAAGAGUUCUCAGAUCUGAUCUGGUCAAAAAUGGACAUUGAUUUAUGAAUGAUUAACAAGAUUUCAAAUUUUACGUGCGUUCAUCGGUCUGCUGGUAUGUCAAUCCUCUCGGGGGGGCAAAGGGUGACUGAGACUCAGAUUCAUAGCAUCAAUAUGAGUACUAUCUCUUCUCUUCACUUAUCCUAAGAUUGCCAUCCAGUUAACGCAGCCAUGAUGUUCCAUUUUUGAUUUUACAAGUUGCGCUCUACCCAGCUCUCAAUCAUGCCAGUCAACGAGGCUUCGUAGUGCUUGAUCGAAACCUUUCCAGAUGACUCAUCCAGAGACGUAUUGGCCUGAACGAAGACCUUGCGAGGCUGCUUGUUUUUGAGAACAAUGUCACGGACCUUCUUGCCCCAGAAUUCAGUGUCAACAGUUGUCAUGUGGACGUAAAAGUCAGUACCAGUCUUAACAUCGGCGGUCGAUUUGUAGAUGUGCAGCUUCUGGAGAUACUUGGCAACAGCUGGCGGAUUUGUUAGCUCAUGUCAAGUCGUUGGAGAUAAAUCUUACCAUCUCGACCAGCCGUAAGGAUCUUGGAGCGAUCCAACUUGAUGGUCAAAUCGGAAAGAUCAUCCUCUUUGUAAUCAAGCUUGCAGAAAUCGUCCUCGGCCUCAAGGAAGCACUUGAGGAUGGAGAAGCGAGCUUGGCUAUGAGCCUGGCCCCAUUUCUGGCUCUUAGGAUCCCACAUCUCAAGGGAAGCAAGUCCAGCUCGGGCCAUGGAUAGGUAGGAGGCGAAAAGGACAUCACCAGCUUCGCCAUUGAUAUCCUCGGAACCAUCACCAAAUCCGAAAAUCUUGAGAACAGG
This is a messenger RNA of Fusarium odoratissimum NRRL 54006, 2126 nucleotides long. RefSeq names its product 50S ribosomal protein L6e. The transcript has 3 exons. Gene Ontology annotation, molecular function: structural constituent of ribosome; RNA binding. NCBI's taxonomy places the organism in Eukaryota, Fungi, Ascomycota, Sordariomycetes, Hypocreales, Nectriaceae. The record is from RefSeq and is a predicted model, not a curated record. Gene Ontology annotation, biological process: ribosomal large subunit assembly; cytoplasmic translation. The coding region runs from base 410 to 1012 and encodes 200 amino acids. Gene Ontology annotation, cellular component: ribosome; cytosolic large ribosomal subunit.